Populus euphratica (Euphrates poplar) is the source of this 1536-nucleotide messenger RNA. Its product is annotated as CMP-sialic acid transporter 5-like. The record is from RefSeq and is a predicted model, not a curated record. Bases 156 to 1139 code for a protein of 327 amino acids. Gene Ontology annotation, molecular function: pyrimidine nucleotide-sugar transmembrane transporter activity. The transcript is spliced from 7 exons. NCBI's taxonomy places the organism in Eukaryota, Viridiplantae, Streptophyta, Magnoliopsida, Malpighiales, Salicaceae. Gene Ontology annotation, cellular component: Golgi membrane. Gene Ontology annotation, biological process: pyrimidine nucleotide-sugar transmembrane transport.
UCAAAAUCUUCCGGGCCGGAGGAGGAGUUGUUAGCCUAGGAAUGAAGGUAUUCACUUUUCUUGUGGAUUUUAAUUUCCACAGCUGACGGCACAGGAAAAGGCAACAGAAAAAGAAAAGUAAGAAGAAAGAGAGCGCGCCUAAAGGCUCGCCAAAAAUGGCGACGACGAAGCGAAACGGUGGAGCCACCAGGUCGGAGAGAACGAACCCAAGGGUUUGGCUAUACUCCGUUUUGCUCACUCUUCAAUACGGAGCCCAGCCUCUCAUCUCCAAACGCUUCACCAGACGUGAAGUAAUCGUGACUACAUCUGUUUUGACAUGCGAGUUAGCUAAGGUUGUAUGUGCCCUAAUUCUCAUGGUAAGAGAUGGAAGUUUGAAGAAAGUGUUCAGCCAGUGGACUUUGGUUGGUUCGUUGACUGCAUCCGGACUUCCUGCAGCAAUUUAUGCACUGCAAAACAGCUUGCUGCAGAUAUCAUACAAGAAUCUUGAUUCACUCACAUUUUCAAUAUUGAACCAGACAAAAAUAUUUUUUACUGCAUUCUUUACAUACAUAAUGUUGAGGCAGAAGCAAUCAAUUCAACAAAUUGGGGCUUUGUUGUUGCUGAUAAUGGCAGCUGUUCUUCUAAGCAUUGGUGAAGGCUCUAGCAAAGGCUCUAGUAGUAGUGACCCCGAGCAAAUUUUAUUUUAUGGGAUCAUUCCAGUCCUGGUUGCUUCUGUUCUCUCUGGUCUUGCUUCAGCUUUGUGUCAAUGGGCUUCUCAGGUUAAGAAACACUCGUCGUACUUGAUGACUGUAGAAAUGUCAAUUGUUGGAAGCUUAUGCUUGUUGGCCAGCACCACUAAGUCUCCAGAUGGAGAAGCUAUCAGACAGCAUGGAUACUUUUAUGGUUGGACUCCACUAACUAUGAUCCCAGUUGUAGCCAAUGCUCUUGGUGGAAUUCUUGUUGGCCUUGUCACAAGCUAUGCUGGUGGUGUGAGAAAGGGGUUUGUCAUUGUUUCUGCACUUCUUGUAACGGCCUUGCUUCAGUUCAUGUUUGAAGGGAAACCACCUUCAGUGUACUGUCUUGUGGCUCUUCCACUCGUCAUGAGCAGCAUUUCGAUAUACCAGAAAUAUCCAUAUAGAGUUAAAAAGAAGGAAUCAUAAUCACAUUGACCACAAAAGGGAAUCAUUGAACUAGCCCCAGUAGAUAGAGGUUUCUUUUGGUUUAAAAUUUAGGCAUCUCAACUAGUAGAUGGAGAAAGUACUGCUAUUUUAAAGAAGUUUCUCCAUAGCUGCCAGAUAAGGAGACGAGGGCUCAAAGCACUGCUUUGUUUUUUCUUCCCCUCAAAAUUGUAUGCAGUCUUCAUUCGACAAAAUUCAAUACUGGUUUCUAGCAAAAGGAAGAGAACAGGGUACUGAUUUGUGAUCCCUUCUGACUAUGGAUGACUUGUGUUCUUUAGAAUCUUGUCAACAUGAAUAUUUUAUUGUUGCACGUUGUGAACUUGACACGAAUGGAUUUAAUGUAGAAAACAAAACCCAUGCAAGGGUGUUUCCUCUCUCU